AUGCUGUCUCUGCAACUUGUGUUUCUAGCUGUUCUUUCAGGAGGUGAUUAUGUAGAAGCUCUCCAGGAACAUGCCUUGUUCCAUGUCAUCCAGAUCUCAUCCUUUGUCAACCAGUCCUGGGCACAAAAUCAGGGCUCAGGUUGGCUGAAUGAAUUGCAGACUCAUGGCUGGGAGAGCAAAACAGGCAGGAUAAUUUACCUGUACACUUGGUCUAAGGGCCACUUCAGCGACGAGGAGCUGAUGACCCUGGAACAGCUAUUCCAUUUCUACUUGUCUGGAUUAACUCGGGAUAUUCAAGAGUAUGCGAGGCAAUUGCAGUUCAUGUAUCCUUUUGUAAUACAGGUGACAGCUGGCUGUGAGUUGGAUUCUAGGGACACCACCAAAGAUUUCUUCUGGGUAGCUUAUCAAGGAUCAGAUUUCCUGAGUUUGCAAAACAUGUCAUGGGUCCCUGCUCCAGAAGGUGGGAGUAGGGCUGAGAGAGUAUGCAGUGUAAUCAAUCACUAUGAUGGAUUCAAGGAAACAGUGGACAAGCUCGUCAGAGACAUCUGCCCUCGCUUUGCUUUGGGUCUCCUCGAUGCAGCGAAGCUGUAUCUCCAGAGACAAGUGAGGCCAGUGGUCUGGCUGUCCAGUAGCCCCAUCCUUGGGUCUGCCCAACAGUUGCUGAUUUGUCAUGUCUCUGGCUUCUACCCAAAGCCUAUUUGGGUGAUGUGGAUGCGGGGAGAUCAGGAGUUGCCAGGCACUCAGCGAGAUGUCCUGCCCAACGCUGAUGGGACGUGGUAUCUUCGGGUGAUCCUGAAUGUGGAUGCUGAGGAGGCAGUAGGCCUUUCUUGCCAAGUGAGGCACAGCAGUCUAGGAGGCCAGAAGAUCAUCCUCUAUUGGGGACAUCACCCUUCCAUGAACUUGACCCUGUUGAUACUGAUCAUACCUUUAAUGCUUCCAGUAGUCCUUGCAUUAUGGCUUAAGAAGCGCUGGUGA
Molecule: messenger RNA, 975 nt
Organism: Talpa occidentalis (Iberian mole)
Lineage: Eukaryota; Metazoa; Chordata; Mammalia; Eulipotyphla; Talpidae
Product: T-cell surface glycoprotein CD1c-like
Exons: 5
Coding region: 1-975 (324 amino acids)
Biological process (GO): immune response; positive regulation of T cell mediated cytotoxicity; antigen processing and presentation, endogenous lipid antigen via MHC class Ib
Cellular component (GO): external side of plasma membrane
Molecular function (GO): endogenous lipid antigen binding; lipopeptide binding; exogenous lipid antigen binding
Source: RefSeq, a predicted model, not a curated record